AUGACCUUUAAGAAGACAAAACAGAAGCUGAAGUUCCAAACGCGGCUCAAGGAGGACUCCGCGUUCCGCGGGCGUGAGAUGCAGUGGUUGCCUGGCGGCGACGUGGGUGUGAUGAUGGCGGGCUGCUAUGUGAACAUGGAGACGGCUAGCAAGGCCAUCGGUGACGUCAAAGGAGUUGCUGACAACGUGCUGAAGUUCCCGAAGGGUAUCGACCCGGAAC
Messenger RNA from Prorocentrum cordatum, 220 nucleotides. Lineage: Eukaryota; Dinophyceae; Prorocentrales; Prorocentraceae. The record is from the annotation of a GenBank genome assembly.